Cadophora gregata is the source of this 2178-nucleotide messenger RNA. RefSeq lists its product as uncharacterized. Gene Ontology annotation, cellular component: cytoplasm. The record is from RefSeq and is a predicted model, not a curated record. The transcript has 5 exons. NCBI's taxonomy places the organism in Eukaryota, Fungi, Ascomycota, Leotiomycetes, Helotiales, Ploettnerulaceae. Gene Ontology annotation, molecular function: flavin adenine dinucleotide binding; electron-transferring-flavoprotein dehydrogenase activity. Bases 653 to 2050 code for a protein of 465 amino acids.
CCCUGGCGAUAGCUUGCGAUAGCGGGGCCGACGCUAUCAGAUUCUUCAGCUUGCGUGUACAGGCAUCAUUACAUCUGCAUCUCCUCCUGACUUCUGCAUCCCAUACCUGAUUGGGACUGGACUGAACUGGCUUGGAGAAAGGGAAGAAAAAGAUAAUAAUGCCAAGCCAUCUAAUCAGAUGGCUAGCCGAGAGCUGCGUCCCGAUCGGACCUCGAGCGAAGGAUCGCCUGGCACCGGUCAAGUCCAAGGAAGGGAAGACCUUUGGUCUGUCGGACGGAGAAUUCGGGUUUUUGUCUGGCUCGUACUCUGUGUCACUACCUUGAGUGCUGAAUCGUUGACUGGAACAGCGACAUCGGCACACAGCUUACUUGGCUGGUCUUCGGUCUUUCACGGACUCCUGUCGUGACUCUUCAGCCGCGACAUGGGAGGACCUGGAAUGUUUGAGCAGCAUCAAGGCAAGAUUCUUGGCUUCCCUGCCCGUCUUGGGUCAGUACCUGCAUGUUGGUGAGAGGCACGUCUUUCCCCAGGUACCUUUUGCCCAGCACGCGUAGAUAGCAUCCGAUAAACACAGUUACAACAAUCUUGGUACGACCCACGUCGGUAAAGUAUGUAGAUAUAUCUCACUCUUGUCUUUCAUUUUUCUCAUCUUGUAAUGAUACAAGUACUUUCGUUUCUGCUUCCGUUUCGUCAUUAUUUGCUCUCCUCGUCCCGUGUUCGAUUUUGUGGCUCAAAAGUUGCCAGUUCGCACUUCUCCUUGGCGUCGAAUCAGAGGCGAAGCUACAUACACGGAAAAGCAAAUAUGGGAUCCAUCGAGGCGCCCAUCAAAGUCUUGGUCAUUGGGGGCUCGUAUGCAGGACUCUCGGCUGCGUUGAAUUUGUACGAUUACUGUAAUGGGAAAGAAGCGAGAGCGAGACUGCAUGAUCCGGUUGGAGGAAGUGGCAUUGUGAUACCCGUGGAGAUCAAGAUCGUGGAUGAGAGAGACGGUUACUAUCACCUCAUCGGCUCGCCUCUCGCUCUCGCUUCAACAGAGUACGCCUCCAAGAAUUGGGUCCGUUUCGCAGACUUGCCUGCCUUGAAAGCGCCUGGUCUUAGCUGGACACAAGGGAGUGCCUCAAGGGUCGACACAGAGAACAAGAUCGCCACGAUAGUAGACACGAUAUCAGGAAAAGAAUAUGAUGAGAGUUACGACUUCCUGGUCAUCGCGACUGGGUUACGCAGACAAUGGCCAGCUGUUCCACAGUCCUUGACUAGGAAAGCGUAUCUGGCCGAGACGGCGAAGCAUAUCGAGGAAGUGAAAGCUGCGAAGGAGGGUGUGGUCGUUAUUGGUGGAGGUGCCGUUGGCGUUGAAAUGGCUGCCGAGAUUAAAAUGGUGGAACCAACGCAAAAAGUAACACUCAUUCACUCCCGCGAUAAGCUUCUUUCCUCCGAACCACUCCCCGACGACUUCAAAGAUCGUAGUGCUGAAGUGCUUCAAGAGGGCGGGGUGGAACUAAUCGUUAAUGAACGAGUAACGGGGAAUAUCGAGGUUGAAUCAACGGACGGGAGUCCCCGGUACAGACUCACUUUAUCGAGUGGGAGGCAGAUAUUCGCUGGGAAAGUCAUCUUUGCAGUUUCGAAGAGUGUGCCUACGACAACGUUCAUGCCGGCGUCGACGUUAGAUGCCGAUGGCUUUGUGAAGAUCCACAAUACCAUGAACAUCCUCACCGACUCCCCCAGCUCACGCGCCCAUUUCGCAGCCGGCGACAUAGCUUCCUGGUCCGGCAUCAAACGCUGCGGUGCAGCCAUGGCAAUGGGACAUAUCGCAGCUGCCAAUAUCCACCAAGUGAUUCGACAAGCGGGGUUCGGAACUGAGCCUACAUUUGUUGAGUUUCCCGAGGUGCCGCCUAUGAUUGCGAUCGCGGUUGGGAAGAAGGCCGUUUGUUAUGGGCCGGAAACGGGGACGACGAGCGGGGAGGAGGAUCUGAAGAGGAUGUUCAGGGAUGAUUUGGGAUGGUCGAUUUGCUGGAAUUACAUGCAGCUUGGUGUUGAGUGGACGAAGACUAGCGCAUGAUGAUGAGGUUGGAGGUAUUCCAUCCGAACAGGAGUCCUGGCGUUUUCAGUAUUUAAUGAUCAACAACGAGCUCUGUCAUAUAGGUAGGAGUUUUGUGGCAGAGUACAUAACUUCAAUUGAGUCUCCAA